Messenger RNA from Pelmatolapia mariae (spotted tilapia), 2755 nucleotides. Its product is annotated as harmonin-like. Lineage: Eukaryota; Metazoa; Chordata; Actinopteri; Cichliformes; Cichlidae. The coding region runs from base 729 to 1892 and encodes 387 amino acids. The transcript is spliced from 6 exons. The record is from RefSeq and is a predicted model, not a curated record.
UGGGGCCUCAGCUGACAUUGUGACAGCUGUUGUAGGUGGAUGUCUGCGCAAAGCAGCAAACGCAAAGACAAGUGCAGGAUUUCCUUUGCCAAUCACAGUUUCACAGUAGGAGUCUUAUGUUCGUAUUAUUACUCCAGCUGUUUAUUUUGUUGGUAGAAGCUGCUGAAAGUUAAUUCCAGCACAUUUUUUGCAUCACUUAAAAUGCGGUUACAACUUCAUUUUUUUAUUCGGACAGCAUGAAUGGAUUCAUUUCUCUCUUUGACUGCUUUGUUUGGUUGGGCUGCAUGGAGUUUGAUGCCACUGUUUAAUCUGAAAUCAUCCUUUUAAGCCUGACCUCUGUUCAUUUCUGUCUUUAGCAUUUGGCUGGUUUUAUCGAUAUGAGGGGAAACUGCCAUCAUUACGCAAGGUACUGUCAGCUGUGUGGGUUCAGUUUGCUGUGAUGUCUUCUUAUAGGGUUGGUUAGACGUUUAAAAUCAGGGCUUUUGCUUUUAUUUUUAUUCACUAAGUGAAAGUGGUUUGCUAGGGUUUUUUCUUCAUACACUGUGUGGCAUCAUUAGGCUUUAUUUGCCUGCAGUGCUUUUGAGUUUGGAUUGGCAGAUUUGCCUGUCCCCGUUCCUUCCUUGUAUUCUGACUAACUGGUGACAUGUCAGAAAGGAGACAAAAAGAAGAAAAAGAAGAAAGUGUCCAACACGGACACACUGCAGGAGCAGAGAAAAAACAAGAAGGAGAUGGAGUUUGAGCUGAAACUCGCCAAAGAGAAGGAAGAGAUGCACGAGCGAGAGAAGCAACUCAAGAUCAGUCGGCUGGUUCAGGAGGUUUCAGAGACGGAGAGGGAAGACUUAGAGGAGUCAGAAAAGGUGCAGCACUGGGUGGAGCGACUAUGUCAGACACGACUGGAGCAGAUCUCGUGUGUGGAGAAUGAAUCCCCCGAGCUCUCCCCGCCACGCUCCCCUGCUUCUGAGCCAAAAGUGAAGCGUUUUCCUGGUGGUCUUCACCUGGCCACCACUGAUCUGGACGACAUUAACCUGGACGAAGUGGAUCAGAGCUUGAGGGGCCCAUUAAAAAGACUAGCCCCCACCCAGCCCAGCACCAGCCAGCCACCCCCUCCCUUGCCUCUCCCUCCACGCUCGCCCAACCUGAAUCCAACCAUCCCUAACUAUCCCCCCUCUCCCUCUCAGGCGUCUCCACAGCGCCGCCCCCCUUCCCCACCUAAUCCUAGGAGACCUCCCUCUGCCCCAUCCACUUUGACGAAUAAGAGGCUGAGGCCUCAGCCGCACCCCCAACCUUCCUCUCAUUACCCGUCUCGCGUGUCGCGACCUCCAUCGUCCCCUCAACCUGCUCCCCGGCCCCCUCCGCCCCCACCUCCUCCUCCUCCUCCUCCUCCGCCGCCCCCACCUCCUCCACCACCGCCACCUCCACAGCACUCUGAAGAACGACUUGGCACCAUCAGAGUGUAUCAUCACCAGCAUCCCCCCAGUCCACCAGAACCCAGGAGCGAGUGGGAGGCAGGCAGAUAUCUCCCCAGAGGAGGGAUUUACUCGUCUAACACUAGUGAAAUGUCCUACCCCUCCAGUCCAAAGGUAAUGAGAAAUACAUCCCAUGCCAGUCGUGUUUCAACUUCAAGCAGCCCCCUGCAACUAGCUCCCAGUCCCCCCAACCAGAGGCGUCAAAUGGCCCCGGUCAUGUCUAAGCCUGUCAUGCUGCCUCAGUCACAGACCCACCGCCCAGAUCCACACAGACCUGCUCUACGUUCUGAUGGCCUGCCUCCUGAAAUGUUGAAACGGAUGGUGCCUUUCAACUCGUCUUUUAAAACAAACAACAAGCGACAAGUAAUCCAUAUGUCACCUUCUUCAUUAAUACUCUGGAGUGCUUUUCUCUUGUUCUUUUUUUAAUCUCCAUGCUUACGCCUCAGGUUUGGCUAUUGAGUGAAACCUCAGUGAUGGCCCUUCUUCAUUUUUCCCCAUGUGCAUCACUGUCUUUUGAUGUAGCUGAGCUUCUAUUGAUUUAUUAUUUCCAUAAAGGAAUGCAUGUCACAAAGGUUUGGUUUUACAGCAGUGAUGGCAAGUGAUGCUUUGAACUCUCUCACAGAGGCUCACUGAACACUCCAAGUGGUUGAAAUAUCUGUCUACAUGUCUUUUGUACAGUCUACAUCUACCAGAAGAAAGGAACACGGUUGCUUUACGUUUUCAUGUGGCUUUAGUUUAAUAUCUAAACACUACACCUGUUUGCAUUGCUUGAUGGCUCCUCUCUCCAGCCACAACAAAUAAAAAUGUACAUUACCAAUGAGUUCAUCUUCUAUGUCCAACUUUGAGCCACUGUGUAGCAACAGGAAAUGAGCUUAUAUUAAUGUGUGUUUAUUCUGCCGGGAGAAACCGCCUCUCUGACUCUUCAUAACUGCGUAAAUGUGAUGUCCGUUUGCUCUUAUUUCCUUCCUAUGAAAUUAAACAGCUGUUUAGAAUGAUUUGUGAGUUUUUUCUGCCUGUGUGUGUUAGUGUGAAUUAUUGUCUUGAUAACGGAAUUAAGGGGUGAGGCUUUCAAAGCAACUGUGUAACGCCUUAAAAGCCAAAGUGCUUUUUUUAAAUAAAUGACUCUGUGUUUCCCCUUUAUCAGAUCAACAUAGGAGUGAUUGUCAAAGGAAAUCUGGCCAGCACACCAUGCAGUGACUUGUUAAACAGCUCAUGUCUGCAGUGAUGUGCUCUUUAUUAACUUCCUGUUGACAUAUUGAUCAUUUUUAAUAAACUGCCUUUUGAUUCUC